AUGUUUAGCACGGCGCAGCGUGUUCGCCUUGGUAAUUCGAUGCGAUGUUUUUCCACUACUUCAAAGACCCUGCGCGCGUUUCAAAAUAUGCCGCAGGGCCUAGCGAAGAGUGGUCGCGGCAAAAUUGAGUUGAAGAAUGCAAAAUUGAUGCGGUCGCAGUCCUAUAUCAACGGAGAAUGGGUCGCUGCUCUUAAUGGAGAUACUCUUCCGGUGUACAGUACGUGUAGGAUACUAACAUAUCUAGACAAGGCUACGACCGAGGUCCUGGCGGACGUGGUUGACCAGGGCGCCGACGAUACGCAGGUGGCCAUUGACGCAGCCAGCGCUGCAUUUCCGUCCUGGUCGAAGACUACAUCGCAUGUGCGUCACGACAUGUUGAUGGCUCUCUAUCAUAAAAUCCGAGAAAAUGCUGAAGAUCUUGCGCAGAUCAUUGUGGCCGAGAACGGCAAAUGCUUGACGGAUGCUAUGGGUGAGGUAAACUAUGCCAACUCGUACAUCCAAUGGUUUGCUGAGGAGGCGCUCCGUAUCCAAGGUUACACGACUCCCUCCCCUCAAAGCAGUGUUCGCACAGUGGUAUUCCGGCAGCCAAUCGGUGUAGCGGGACUUAUUGCCCCAUGGAACUUUCCUCUCGCGAUGAUUGCUCGCAAGGUGGCUCCCGCCCUAGGCGCUGGAUGCACAACUGUCGUCAAGGCUCCGCACGAGUCCCCCCUAAGUGCGCUAGCUAUGGCUCAUUUGGCCGAAGAAGUUGGAAUUCCCAAGGGUGUUGUGAAUGUGCUUGUCUCUUCGAAGGGCAAGAACGAGCAAGCCAUGGGCAAGACCUUGUGUGAGAGUACCCAGGUGGACAAGAUCUCCUUCACGGGCAGCACGCGUGUCGGAAAGUUACUCAUGAGUCAGUCGGCCGCUACAUUGAAGAAAGUGUCCAUGGAGCUGGGUGGCAAUGCACCUUUCAUUGUGUUUGACGAUGCCGAUGUGGACGCCGCUGUGGAGAAUGCCAUGGCUUGCAAGUUCCGCUGUGCAGGCCAGACUUGCAUCUCUCUCAAUCGACUCUUUGUGCACGAGCGUGUGUACGAUGAAUUCGUGGAGAAGUUCGCCGCUAAGGUGCGCGAGCUGCGUGUGGGCUACGGUCUGGAGCCGGGUGUGAACAUUGGGCCGCUGGUAAACGAAGCUGGUCAGCAAAAGGCCUUCGAUCAUGUGUCUGCCAUGGAGAAGGCGGGCUCCCAUGUGUUGGUCGGCGGUCACAAGGGUGAGGGCCUCUUCUUUGAGCCCACUGUUGUGCUGGCAGCGCCGAACUCGCACCCUCCGACUGAUGAAGAGGAGACGUUCGGUCCUGUGGCGGUGGUAUACAAGUUCGGCAGCGAAGAGGAAGUGAUCCGUGCAGCUAAUGAUGUCCGUGUGGGCCUAGCUGGCUAUUUUUUCAGUCGGGACAUUCAACGGUGCUUCCGUGUCGCUGAAGCACUCCAUGUCGGCAUGGUGGGCGUGAAUACAGGCCUCAUCUCGUCUAGCACUAUGCCUUUCGGUGGCGUGCUUGAAAGCGGUUUCGGCCGCGAGGGUGGCCCUACAGGUAUUUACGAGUACCUCUUCGAGAAGGCCGUGUCGUUCGGCGGCAUAUAA
Malassezia sympodialis ATCC 42132 is the source of this 1611-nucleotide messenger RNA. RefSeq lists its product as uncharacterized. Gene Ontology annotation, biological process: GABA catabolic process. The record is from RefSeq and is a predicted model, not a curated record. Bases 1 to 1611 code for a protein of 536 amino acids. NCBI's taxonomy places the organism in Eukaryota, Fungi, Basidiomycota, Malasseziomycetes, Malasseziales, Malasseziaceae. The transcript is spliced from 2 exons. Gene Ontology annotation, molecular function: succinate-semialdehyde dehydrogenase (NAD+) activity. Gene Ontology annotation, cellular component: cytoplasm.